Messenger RNA from Melitaea cinxia (Glanville fritillary), 685 nucleotides. It is a transcript of the gene Cypl, whose product is annotated as peptidyl-prolyl cis-trans isomerase-like 1. The transcript is spliced from 3 exons. Gene Ontology annotation, cellular component: catalytic step 2 spliceosome. Gene Ontology annotation, biological process: protein peptidyl-prolyl isomerization; protein folding. Gene Ontology annotation, molecular function: peptidyl-prolyl cis-trans isomerase activity. The record is from RefSeq and is a predicted model, not a curated record. Lineage: Eukaryota; Metazoa; Arthropoda; Insecta; Lepidoptera; Nymphalidae. The coding region runs from base 154 to 669 and encodes 171 amino acids.
UGGGCAUAGAUAAAAUGAUGUGGGUAAUAAUCAUAUAAAUUCAUAACCUUUGAUCAUCAUAGAUAAGUAUAAUAAGGUGUUGAUCUAAAGAUUUGAUUUUGAAGUAGAAAUCACUAAAAUUUGUGUUCUAUAUUAUUUUUAUUACUUACCAUUAUGCUCGGGUAUUCAAAUGCUGGAAUUCCAGAUAAGUCCUGGCAACCACCAAUUGCUGUACUGGAAACCACAAUGGGCACAAUCACAGUCGAAAUGUAUUGGAAACAUACACCACUUACAUGCAAAAAUUUUAUGGAACUAGUUAGAAGAGGUUACUAUAAUAACACAAAAUUUCACAGAAUUAUAAGAGAUUUUAUGAUUCAAGGUGGAGAUCAUACUGGAACUGGCAAAGGAGGACAAUCAAUCUAUGGACCUACAUUCGAUGAUGAAAUAAGUUCUAGCUUAAAGCACACAGGUGCAGGUAUAUUGUCAAUGGCGAAUGCUGGUCCUAAUACAAAUGGAUCUCAAUUUUUUAUAACAUUAGCCCCAACACAGUGGCUCGAUGGUAAACACACAAUAUUUGGAAGAGUUCAAAGUGGAAUGGGUGUUGUAAAGAGGAUAGGUUUGGUAGAGUGUGACAAAAAUGAUUGUCCUGUUGAUGAUGUUAAAAUUGAAAGGGCUUACAUACCUAAAUAAAAAAUUAUUACUUAAA